GGCAGUAACAAUGUAAUGGCCAGCAGGACCGUGCGGAGGGUGAAGCGUAAAGGAAAGGAAUCUGGUAAUGCAGCUCAGGACACCCUCCCCGCAAUAGUUGUCACUCCCCCCGACAUGAAGGUCAAGGCACCGGGCUCACGAGUCGACAAAACUGUCAAGAAUAAUGUCAACGAAGCUACAUCAUCAACAACUACAGUAAUCAACAACAACAUGGAAGAAUUCAACGUCAACAAACUUAUAGCGGAACUCUCUGAAAAUUCCAGAGCGUCUAAGGGCGAGAUAGAAAGCAUACAGAGAAAAUUACUCCAACAAGCCAACGAGAUACUCAAAGUGAACGCUUUCGCCAACCCGGUCCCCGGACCACGAGUCAUAGACAGCGCACAAAAAUAUUCAACUAAUCAACCCGUUUAUGGGAGAAUACCGACAGUUAUACCGAGAACUAUGAAUCAAGCAGAUUUAGAUUCGCGCCAAAACCUGAAUCAAACUAACAUGGCGGCGAAGGACACUAAGGACAAUCAACUUAGCGAUCAACUAGUCCCAGAGAAGCUACAAGAGGCUCCCGUGUUCCCGGGAACGAUGUGUGGCAACCAGGGAAAUAUGCAAGGGGCCGGCGCGGCGGGAAGAGGCAUUUUUUCCUACGAAACAGGUUCCACAGCGAGCCGCCUGCCCGCCAGUGCGCGCGCCGCUUCAACAAGAGGUGCAGACGUACCGCCGUACAGGAUGCCGCCGGCGCCGGACGCGGCGCUGCCCGGUGCUCCCGCGCCGGCCGCGCUCCAUACACACUCCAAUAAGUUUCCUAUCGAACGAGAAGUGAUCCUGUCAUCCGGCGAUAAGAACUCGAAGGUGCCAAUACUUCAACAAGAAAGAAGGCGAGGGCGCCUCGGUGCCGUGGCGCCCGACACGCCUCCAAAGGCGCUUGCCGCUUGGACUCAUGCCGAUAACCAAGCGGGCACCUCUGGAGACAUCAGGCAAUACCACGAGCAAAACUAUGGCUACGUUAUGCAAAACUCCACUCGACCACAAGGAUAUGACACUCCCAAACCACCGGUACCUGCCAAAAACUACAGCCCCAAAACAGAACAAAACAAUUCGCAAAUGAUCACAGUCACUGUCGAAACAGGGAAAGACAAUACACGUGAUGCUCCUAAAAACGCUAAAUCUGUAAGCAAGACCUAUCAUACAUUAAAAGAUAUGAUAUCGAGUAGAUUCAAGAGUAAAGAAAAUAAUGAAAAUGAGAAGGAACCUGAAGUGAAUUUGAAUAAUAGUGAAGAGAGAAAGAGAGAACCGGAGCCGACGAGAGAGCCAGCGAGGAAGGAGCAGAUAUAUGGUAGACCUAUGACCCAGAACAGGCCGGAAAUGCAGAAUAGGCCAGAGAUGCAGAAUAGGCCGGAGAUGCAGUACAGUCAUGGAAUGGCGAAUAAUGCGGCUUAUCAGAGUCCAUCACCGCACAGGCAGUUAAUGCAGCAACAGAUGGUCCAUCAGCAGAUGCUCCUUAGCGCAGCCAGGUCCCAGGAGAUGCUGGCCAGUCCACACAGACCUCAAGCCUUGGGAGCCGAUGCUUUAUACCAGCAGUACGGACCUCCUGGACGAAGGAGCGCGGUGUACCAAAGAGACAUGGAUGUGAGGUCAAUGGCAAACUUUACCUCAUUGAAGACAGGACCGCAGACACAGUUUGAGUCCCACUCAAGACCAGAUCUCAGAAGCCCACAGCAGUUAGAAAGGGAAAUCAUCAGACAAAGACACCUGACAGAUGACCGACGUGCUUCAUCUCAUCCUCAUUUACUCGACGAGCCACGACAAAGACCUCAAGUAACCACACCUCAAAUCCACGACAGAUCAAGAAGAAACUCUCAUGGAAAUCUCCUCGAAGGCACAUCAGUUGACAGCCCUCAACGAAACUGCGAUGAGCGAGAAUCAGAUGAUGGUGGUUUUAGAGCCCGAUUAGCUGCUCAAGGAAGAUCAAGUUUCGAAGAACGUAUCAGAACAAGCGGUAGAUCUACCGAGUCUGACCGACAAGAGAAACAGGAGAGCUACAGAAAAACACCAGACAAUCACAAAGAAAGGAGAACCCCGGAUUCAAUCAGCCAAAGACAAAGAGAAGAAGCCUCAACGUCAGCCCAAAUAGAAAGAGACGAAAGGGCCAGUCAGAAAUCUGCUGAUAGUGUAUAUAACUCAAGCGGAAAAGCCGAACCUUACAUUCCACAACCUUCGUCGUCGAGACAGACACCGAACAGGAUAGAAGAUCUGAAAGCGCAUGGGAGAAAGGGGGCUAACGGAUCCGGUGCCAGUUCAGAUUAUGACAAGAAUGGUGGGCAGUCAUCGAACGUGGAUUCUGGUCGCGGCAGCGCCGCAUACUCGAGCGGCCGGCGGCCCGAGCCCGGCGCCGACGCCGCAGACUCGGAUCGGGCACCGCCUACGCAGCAGCAGCCGCAAGCCGAGAACGAAUGGGCGGACCUAGUUGAGUGCGAGCUGCGUCAGAUCCUGGAGCCGAAGCUAGCUGGCAUGAGGCUGGACAGCUCCGGAAGUUCGCUGAGUUCAGUGACCCCGCCGCUACCGCCGCUCUCGCCUGCUUCAGACCACAAUAAGAGGAAUAGCCUGCCAGGACGCGCGGAGUACUCUGACGAUCGGAGACGUGGGAGAGAUUCACCGCGUUGGCACUCGCACAAGAAGCAUUCCUCGAAAAGGGACCAUCACUAUAAGAAGCAUUUGUUCGGUCUCGAUACAACAGACAUGACAUCAACAACAACACGUAGCCUAGACCUCUCAUCGCUGCUCGACGCGCGCACCGACAGCGACGCGUCAGGCGGAGAUGCGAGAGCCAUCCGCAGGCAGUUGCGUGGUCUGGAGACCAUGUACGCUGAGGUGCUGCAGCUGCUGGGUGUGAGGAAGCCAGCAAGCUUGGCUAAGCAGCCUACGUGGGAAGCAAGACUGACGUCGAAGCGCCGUUAUGGUAGCAUGUCUUCCCUACCCUCGAGUUCAGUCAGCAGUCGCCCAGUCCGGGAGAAGCGGCGGAGCUCCAAUGAGAAUAGGAAGAAGCAUGACAUCAAGGGCAUCAACAAGCGUUUUCAGCGUCUAGAGUCUCACGUGGUGACGUUGGCGCGGUCGGUGGCGCAUCUCUCCAGCGAGAUGCGGACCCAGCAUCUCGUCAUGCAGGAGAUGGACGCUAUCCGAGCAGAGAUCACUGCGCUGCGGCAUAUGUAUAAAUCUCAGCAAUAUCUGCGCACAGGCCAGCUGCCGCUAUCAGACCCGUUCUCCUUCAGCAACCCGGACCGCGUGAAGCGUCUGACGAAGUUCUUCGGAGACGAGCCGCCACUCAUGAGACUGUUCCUUAAGAAGCUCGGAUAUGAGAAAUACGCAGCUCUGCUAGAAAAGGAGAAAGUUGGAGCAGCUGAGCUACCUUACGUCGGAGAAGACAAACUUCGGGCUCUGGGGGUGCCCCUGGGCCCUCGCAUGCGGAUCCUGAAGGAGGCCGGGAUACACCACGAUAUGCAUCACAUGUCGAGAGACGACCAUCAUAGCACUACUACUACACUAGCUAUAGUCUAACUGGCAUGUUGAUAAGACAUUCAGUUGAAUAGACAUAAACCAUAUUGGAAGUCCUAUUGGCUAUCCAGUUGAGUAGACCUAAACCAUAUUGGAAGUCCUAUUGGCUAUCCAGUUGAAUAGACCUAAACCAUAUUGGAAGUCCUAUUGGCUGUCCAGUUGGUUGGUUGACUUUAAGUAACACACAAUGGUCAAAGAUAUGAUGGGUCUCAUGUUGAUGCCAGUUGGAUUGAAAAGUGACUUAAGAGUCUCAACUCACUUAAGACGAAGGUGGAGCCUUUUUAUACAAACUUAGUCCUCAUUUUCGUCUCUAGAUACACAGGACAACCAUCAAAUUGUGUGAAAAUAUUUUUCAUAAUGUCUAUAUCCAGAGAGGAAAAUUGAGACUACGUUUGUAUUGAGAAUUUGUAUCGUCCCCUUUCCUCUGAACGAAGCGUUCAGAGCGGUAAAUACCGCUACACAUUUGAAGUAAAUCAAUGAAACCUACAUCUCAAAAAUCACUAAAUUUUUAGUAGCCGACGGAUGGUUUUUCUUGUUGAGGAUCCUCUUAAUGGAUCGAAACGUCGAGCGAAAUUAGACCAAAACUUCCGUGAGUGACUCGUUGUAAAAUAUAUAUUAGUAAAAUACCUGAGUCACAGGGGAGUUUUAGGUUUACGCUAUAUAUACUUACUCAAACAAAACUACAAUGCGUAUGGUAUGAAUUUUCUCAAAUGAUUUUUAGGCCUCGGUCCCUUAUCAGCCACGAGCCAAAGCCACAAUGUCCGUUAAAAAACAAUUAUAUCGUAAUACUGUUAAGGUUCAAAUCUAUCUAAUUAUCUGAGCGCUCGGGUACAUUGAGGUGGUCGAUCGUCCUACAUUACCAAAAGAUUUACAUGUACAUAGAUUUUAACCUUAAAACCACUACGAUACAGCCGCUUUUUAAACGACAUUGUUGUUUUGUCACACGGUCACACGCCCAACUCGGGAGCCGACCGAUCGCACAAAAGAAACAAUGGCUAGGCCUUAGGCGUAAAAAUCAUUGGAUAAUAUUCAUACUAUAAUAACAGAUUUGUAAUUUUGAGAUCAUAUCACAGGAAAGGUAAGGUACCUAAGUAACUCAUAUAUAAAGAGUGCAACGAUAAACAUGUCACAACGAGUAUU
Molecule: messenger RNA, 4683 nt
Organism: Cydia pomonella (codling moth)
Lineage: Eukaryota; Metazoa; Arthropoda; Insecta; Lepidoptera; Tortricidae
Exons: 14
Coding region: 16-3546 (1176 amino acids)
Molecular function (GO): protein binding
Source: RefSeq, a predicted model, not a curated record